Trematomus bernacchii (emerald rockcod) is the source of this 2417-nucleotide messenger RNA. RefSeq lists its product as uncharacterized. Gene Ontology annotation, biological process: lipid transport; lipoprotein metabolic process. Bases 167 to 1852 code for a protein of 561 amino acids. NCBI's taxonomy places the organism in Eukaryota, Metazoa, Chordata, Actinopteri, Perciformes, Nototheniidae. The record is from RefSeq and is a predicted model, not a curated record. The transcript has 4 exons. Gene Ontology annotation, molecular function: lipid binding. Gene Ontology annotation, cellular component: extracellular region; membrane.
UGUUAGCAUAUAAAAGAGACUUUUCCUGUCAGUUGAGAGCUAUCUCAUUCUGGGGUUAGUAACACGUUAGAUGACCAAUAUUUAUCUGUUUUCAUUUUAAACACGCAGGUAAUAAGUUGAGGUCUGAGUCGAGGAACUGCAGAACGCACACUGUCAGAGGAGAAACAUGUCUGCUGCAAGAAAAAUGCUCCAGGAGGCCUUGUGCUGCUACACCGCAGAUACCCUCAUCGACAUCGAUACAGUGAAAGAAUUCUGUGAGCAGAGUUCUAAAUGGAUACUAAAGAGGGAGAAAGAGGUGGAUAUAAUGAAGGACAUCAAAACCAGGGCAGAUAACAUUGACCUCAGCAUCGACCAUGUUACCAAGUCACAGACCAAAGGUAAAGCCUUUCUGGAAUAUAUGAAGAGCAAGGUAACCCAGGGUACUGCAGACAGGAGGCGAGCAGAGCUGGAGAAGGAACUGGAUGCUCUGCUGAAGUCCACUCUGGAAGGCCUGGAGGAGCUCGACUGCUUCUUGGAUGCGGUGGAGAAUCUGGCGGUCACCUCACUUCCUUUGUUCAUGGAAGAGAACCAGGUGUUACAUCUGCCUGAAGGGAUCAGCCCUGUAACGGUUCAGCUUGUCAUCAUUGCUGCACGGAUGAUCUGCCCUCACCUCCUCAAGUUUAAAAGAGAUGCAGACGCCUUCUUCCGCCCCAAACUUCAGAAUGUGGAAGUGCUGGCAUAUCAGCUGGACAAAUACAUAAGGACCACCGAGAACAUCUGUGAGAAGUUAGAGAAAAGCUCCUUCUGUGACUUUUGCCUGAAGAUGAACGACGAUACACUGGUAGAACUCGCUGUGGAUUUGUCUGAAGACGACACACAAAGGAUGCUUCAUCACAUUAAUCAGCUCGAGGAACUCAGGAUGAACCAGAGCUUCCGGAUGGUGUUCUUGUUUCAGGGGGACGAACCCUGCUCUGAUUUCAUCAAUACGUUUAAAAAGCAAAAGCAGAGGAUGGAACAGUCUCUCAAGGACCUGGAGGAGCAUGCUGUUCAGUUAGACAGGAUGAAUAAGGGAGCAAAGAUCUCCAGUGUGGCAGGCAGCUCAGUGGGGGCAGUAGGAGGUGUGCUCUCCAUCGUUGGUUUGGCUUUAAUUCCUGUAACAGCUGGAGUGUCUUUGGCUCUGACAAUGACCGGGUUAGGCAUGGGAAUUACCAGCGGAGUCAACGGCGCUGUCACCACCGCCACAGAGAUUGGAGUAAACCUUAAACAUCAAAGCAAAGCCAAAGAAGUGUUUGAGAGCUUCAUGGAGGAUGUGCAGUGUCUCCAGGAUUGUCUGGAGGUCGUCACCAAAAGAGAAGCAAUCCCUGUUGUUCUCGGGGUCGGCAAGGUGCUAGCUAAAGCUUGUGUUAUUGGAAACGGUAUUGACUCAUUAGUUGAUGCAGCCUCUGCUUUCAAGCUGUUAAAAAGGGAAGAGCUGGCUAUGAGUGCUGGUAAAGUGGCAGUGCAGGAAGGGAAAGCUUUACGCAGCGUUCGCAGCAUGGCGGCAGAUAUCCCAGAUAUCGGUCAGGCAGCAGUCAAAGGGCCUCUUGCCCUCUCCAAGUCAGUCAGGGCCGGUCUCAUUGGGCUCAAUGCUCUGUUCCUCGGCAUGGAUAUCAUCUUUAUCUGUAAAGAUAGCAUCAGUCUGGCCAAAGGAAGCGAGACUGAGGUCUCACAGUUUAUCAGAGCCAGAGCAGCACUUUGGAGAUCAGAGGUGGAUUCAAUGCAGAUGAUCCAUGACCUCCUCUGCGAAGGUUUGAAGAUAUCGGAAGAAAACAAGGCUAUCCUGGAGACACCAAUUUUUCCAGAGAGGAAAAAAAAGCUUUGUUUAAUACAGUAGUGAACACCAAACAAAGACACCUACUGAAUUUUAGUAUUUUUGCCAAAUCUGGAUAUGAAAUCUGUAUAAUCACAUAUGAGAUGAAUUUUAACUGCUACAGCUCACUGUUCACCACAUGUAUCUUUGACGUCAUUAACCUUUUUUCAAACCUGUUUCAAUAUAACGCAUUUAAGAGUUGCUAUUGCUAUGUAAAAAUGUUAAAUAAAACAAUCAAUAAAUCAAUAAAUCAAUGACAUUGUGUAUACAACCCAAUACCACAAAUUACACAUUUGUAUAAGGGGGCUUCACAGACUGUACAGCAUACAACACGCUCUGUCUUCAGACCCAUGCAGACAAGAGAAACUCCACAAUUAACUAAUUAACUAAUUAAUUAGUAAAAAUGAGAGAAACGUCCGGAAGCAACUGAAGAGGGAUCGGAAGGACGGACAGAUGUGCAAAAGAUGUUGUGUGUACAGAAUAAAUGAAGAACAUUCUAUAAUUUGUAUGAUCUGCAUUAUUUGUAUGUAUAAUUCUAACUAUAUUUUUUUCUUGUACAAAUUAAUCAAUAAAGUUUUAAGUAGUUAAA